This is a messenger RNA of Pipistrellus nathusii (Nathusius's pipistrelle), 1092 nucleotides long. The record is from the annotation of a GenBank genome assembly. NCBI's taxonomy places the organism in Eukaryota, Metazoa, Chordata, Mammalia, Chiroptera, Vespertilionidae.
AUGAGCGCCGACAGCAGCGCGCUGGACCAGCGCCUCUGGCAGGGGCCGGUGUGCGCGGGCUGGAAGCAGGAUGUGGAAGGGGCCCUCUACCACCUGGCCAACUGCGUCUUGCUCCUGGGCUUCAUGGGAGGCAGCGGGGUGUACGGAUGCUUCUAUCUCUUCGGCUUCCUGGGCACCGGCUACGUGUGCUGCGUGCUGUGGGGCUGGUUCAAUGCCUGCGGCCUGGACAUUGUCAUCUGGAACUUCCUGCUGGCAACGGCCUGCCUGCUCCAGCUGGCACACCUGGUCUACCGCCUGCGCAAGGACACCCUCCCCGAGGAGUUCCACCUCCUCUACAGGACGCUGUGCGUGCCCCUGCAGGUGCCCAUGCAGGCGUACAAGGAGAUCGUUCGCUGCUGCGAGGAGCAGGUGCUGACUCUGGCCACCGAACAGACCUAUGCCGUGGAGGGCGAGACGCCCAUCGACCGCCUGUCCCUGCUGCUCUCUGGCCGGGUUCGUGUGAGCCAGGACGGGCAGUUUCUGCACUACAUCUUUCCUUACCAGUUCAUGGACUCUCCUGAAUGGGAAUCACUGCCGCCCUCUGAGGAGGGCGUGUUCCAGGUGACUCUGACUGCAGAGACCCCAUGCAGCUACAUUUCCUGGCCCCGGAAAAGCCUUCACCUUCUUCUGGCCAAAGAGCGAUACAUCUCCCGCCUCUUCUCAGUCCUGCUGGGCUACGACAUCUCCGAAAAGAUCUACGCUCUCAACGAGAAGCUCUUCGCUAAGUUUGGGUUGUGCUUCGACAUCCGUCUCCCCAGCCUCUAUCACGUCCUGGGUUCUGCUGCUUCCGAUGCUGGGCCAGAGUCUGAGAAGGAGGAUGAGGAAGUCCACGAGCCAGCCGCAGCCCCUCCUCAGGCCGCGCCCACACCUGACCAGCACAUGCCCUCUUGCUCUCCCCCGCCAGCCACCCACCCUCCAGCACGGCCUUCCCGGGCCAGGGUGUCCCGGCCCGACAGCGACGGCCUGGCUUCUAGAAUUCCUCUCCAUAGCUACUCUCAAGUUAUGUCCACGGGACAGGCCCCCUUGGCUCCGGUCAACACUCCUGAACUUUAA